GAAAGGUUGGUGUGACCGUGUUUGAAUACCAGCAGCACAUAUGUCCAAUCCAGGUUAGCUCCUUCCUCCUCCCCGUCGAACCAGUCCUCCUCUCCGCCCCUUGGUAGGCAAAUGGACGCGUAGAGAGCCGUAAGCCGGGGAGUAUAAAUGGGAGGGAGAGCCGCCGACCGCCUGUAAUGCUGCGCCGGGUGCGGCAGUCUUCUCUCCGGCAGGUGCUGUUUUUGAUGGCCCGGAGACCAGGGCUGCUCUGCGGGUCUGUGCUGCUCGGAGUGCUGCUCGUACUGGCCGUCAAGUUCACAUGCAGCCGUGCUAAGAAUGUGGUGGCAGCAGCUCGGCCUCCGGUGCGGUUCUUCUCUGCCGAGGCCCCGAUAGUGGAUCUGUACUUGGGUCAGCUAGACCAGGUGGAGCGUCUCCGCAGCGUGGCGGAGGUUUCUCUGAUCUUCUUCUAUGCACCGUGGUGUGCGCACUCCAUGGCUGCCAGGCAGGAAGUGCAGCAGGUGGCUAAGAAGCUCGCUAAACAGGUGCAGUUUCUAGCUGUUAACUGUUGGUGGAAUCAUGGGAAAUGUAGGAAGCAAAACCGCUUCUAUCAGUACCCGAUCAUCCACCUGUUUUAUAGAAGGUUUGGGCCUAUAGAGUACAAGGGUCCGUAUGUAGCUCCAUAUGUGGAGAGUUUUAUCCUCCGAGUCAUCACACCGCUCACUUACCUCCCGUCGAGAGACGCACUCAAAGAGUUUCUCUCCUAUCACGAGCCUCGAGUGGUGGGCUUCUUCCAGUUUAACUCCUCUCCUCAGCCCCCGGGGUACAUCACGUAUCUCUCCUCUGCCCUGAAGGCCCUGAAAAGGGAUUUCCGUGGUGUUGUACGUUUCGGCGUUGUGACCAACAAGCAGGUGGCCGAGGCCAUCUCUCUUAAAGAAGAUGAAUCUGUUUAUCUCAACAGAAGAUUUAACUCCUCAUUGAUUUUCCCUCGAAGGGAACGCAACUUCACGUCAGAGGCCAUAUGUAGCUGGGUGUUUGAACACCGCGAGACCGUCCUCCAAUGGCUGCAGCCUCCAGGAACUAAGUCCCGCCUCCUAGAGCACGAGCUGAGUAAAGGUCCGGCUCUGCUGCUGUUCCUGCCGCACAACCCACUCGGGACCAAACCCAGUCCAAUGCUGCAGCAGAUUGCAGACAUUGCUGUGCGUUAUCAUUCCUGUGACAACGCUAACCACUCCAGCUCAGAGGAAACCUCCCCCCCCCACUCGUGCUGCCAGUCAGUCCCUCUCCCAGAGUUCAGUGCGAGUGUGUGUGAGGUUUGCCUCCGUCUGUCACCAUCCAGCCUGAGCAGCUCCUCUGUGCGCUGCUCCUUCUCCUCCACCACUCAGGGAGGAGAAGUGUUCCAGUCUCAUCUCCAUCACUGCUGCCUCCACCGACUGCCUGCUGCGUCUCUGAACACCUCCGAGGGCUGCAGCCACUUCCUGAGCAGCUACAGCCCGUUCAGCCAAUACAGUGCCUGCUGCAGAGAAGUAGAACCUCAGCUCAACCAAUCACAAGCCAAAGAGGAGCAAGCAGCUCCCCUCCCACCUCCGUCUUCCCCCCUUGCUCCGUCCUCUCAGGAGGGGGGAGGCAUCACAGGGCUGCGCUGUCACACCAACAGGACGCUCCGGUUCUACCUGCUGGACGUGGCUCUGAACUGGCCCCUGGCGGAGAGGCUGGGGGCCACGGGGAACAGAAGUGUUUCUCCUCACCAGGGCGCCGGGGCACAAGGAGACGGGUCGUUUGCAACCAUUGUGCACCUGAAGGACGAGGUUCAUUACGUUCUGCACCGCAGCCCAGCAGCCACGCUGACGGAGUCUCUGGGUGAGACCUGGAGAGUGUUUCAGCCCUACCAGACGGUCUUAUGUGGUCUGGAACUGGUCAAACUAGUUUCUACAAUGGUG
This is a messenger RNA of Notothenia coriiceps (black rockcod), 1916 nucleotides long. RefSeq names its product thioredoxin domain containing 11 (gene txndc11). Lineage: Eukaryota; Metazoa; Chordata; Actinopteri; Perciformes; Nototheniidae. The record is from RefSeq and is a predicted model, not a curated record. The annotation marks the transcript as partial. The transcript has 9 exons.